ACACGUCCCGGCACCGCCCGCCGCUGGGCUCCAGCCGCCAUUUUGUGUGAGCCGUAGCCGGGUUUGGGCGGGUUUCGGAGCCGCGGGGAGGGAGCCGGGCUCUUGCCUGUGUCGCCAUGCCUUCCUCGCCGCUCCGUGUGGCUGUGGUGUGCUCUAGCAACCAGAACCGUAGCAUGGAGGCGCACAACAUCCUCAGCAAACGAGGAUUCAGUGUCCGAUCCUUUGGAACAGGGACUCAUGUGAAACUGCCAGGACCAGCACCGGACAAGCCGAAUGUUUAUGAUUUCAAAACAACAUACGAUCAGAUGUACAAUGAUCUGCUUAGGAAAGACAAAGAACUAUAUACACAGAAUGGGAUUUUACACAUGUUGGACAGAAAUAAGAGAAUCAAGCCACGACCAGAAAGAUUCCAGAACUGCAAAGAUAUCUUUGAUUUGAUCCUAACGUGUGAAGAAAGAGUCUAUGAUCAAGUAGUAGAAGAUUUAAAUUCCAGAGAGCAGGAGACAUGUCAGCCAGUACAUGUGAUCAAUGUGGACAUUCAGGAUAAUCAUGAGGAGGCCACCCUGGGUGCUUUCCUUAUUUGUGAGCUCUGCCAGUGUAUACAGCACACAGAAGACAUGGAAAAUGAAAUAGAUGAGCUGUUACAGGAAUUUGAAGAGAAAAGCGGAAGGACUUUUCUUCAUACUGUCUGCUUUUAUUAAAGCACGUCUGUCUCUUAGGCCUUAAUACAGAUGAAAGAAGCAUGUAUUUAAAGUUCUGAUUAUACUGUAUUUUCCUGGAAAAUGAAUGCUGAUUUUUUUUUUUAAAUGAUUUUCAGUGUUUUUUUUGUUUGUUUGUUUCAGGUAUUCUGCCACAGGCAGGCAGAAAUACUGGUUAAAUUGUACAUAUUAAAUGAUUAAAAGUAUACAGAAAGGCCAUCUAUUUAAAAAUAAAAAUCAAGAUUUUCUUUAAAUCCUACUUUAAUUGUUACAAGUAGGUUUUUAAUUAUAAAGAGAAUGUUUCUUGAAUAUGUUUAUAAUGUAUUUUUCCAGCUUACAAAUUUUUUUUUUUUUUUUUUUUUUUUUUUUUUUUUUUUAUGUAACAGAUGGAAUGGCUGGACUGUGUGAAGAUAUGAGUGGAACAAUGAAACUGAAUAUCUGUAUAUUAUUAGAUUUAAAAUUGGAAGCAUCCAAUAAAAGUGAAAAAUCUGUA
Molecule: messenger RNA, 1191 nt
Organism: Dromaius novaehollandiae (emu)
Lineage: Eukaryota; Metazoa; Chordata; Aves; Casuariiformes; Dromaiidae
Gene: SSU72
Product: SSU72 homolog, RNA polymerase II CTD phosphatase
Exons: 5
Coding region: 117-701 (194 amino acids)
Biological process (GO): termination of RNA polymerase II transcription
Cellular component (GO): nucleus; mRNA cleavage and polyadenylation specificity factor complex
Molecular function (GO): RNA polymerase II CTD heptapeptide repeat phosphatase activity
Source: RefSeq, a predicted model, not a curated record